AUGAUUUGUAAGAAACCUCAACUUUAUAAGAAACUAAAAAUGUGCCUAAAAUGCUUCCUUGAAGAAAACUCAAUAAAUAAGGAUGAUGUUAUUUCCAUAAAUGAUUUAAAUACUUAAGUCGGAAAGCUUCUAAAACAAUUGUUAACAAUGAAAAAUUUACAAACUUAAUUAUUGGAAACACUAAAUGAAAUUGAUUUACAAUAUAAAAGCAAAAUGAGUAAAGCCAUUAGCUAAAAUAAACAGACGUAUGAAUAAGUAGAUAGUAUUUAAAACAAUUUAUCGGGUUGUAGUGAUAUGGAGGUUAUAAACUUAAGCAACACUUAAAUCAGCUGCUAUUUAUAACUACUUGAUCAAAAGGAUUCCUUAAGGAAUAAAGAUAAAGAGUUAAGAGAAUUACUCAAUCUAUUAAAUGACCUGAAGAAGUGCUUGACUGAAUCAGUUGAAAAAAUACUGAUAGAGAGCAAAAAAAUAAGUAAGAUUUUAGAAUUAGAAGAAAACUUUGAUUAAUCUCCAGAUAUAUAAUACCCUUAAAAGGAAAAAGAAAAAUUACAUUUCCAGAUUGAUUAAGCUUUGUUCAAAAGUGAAAUGAAAAUACAAGAAACUACAGCAAUUCAACCAAAGGGUCUAUCAAAUAAAAAUAUAUUGAAUCCAGAAAUCACAGUAGAUUUAGAAUUCCCACAAUCAUCAAGAUCAUUUAAGGCCUGUUAUAACCCUAAUUCUUUGUUGUUAGAUUUAAUUGAUAAAAUCCGUAUUAGUCUUGGAAACGAACAAGGAGAAAUAAUAGUUUAUUCGAAUGGAGUGCUAUGCCAACACGAAUGUUCUUUCCAGGAAUAUCAAAUAUAAAAUGGUUAAACUUUGAAGUGCUAUAUAAGUUAGAGAAGGAUUGUUUGA
Messenger RNA from Paramecium tetraurelia, 891 nucleotides. RefSeq lists its product as uncharacterized. The record is from RefSeq and is a predicted model, not a curated record. NCBI's taxonomy places the organism in Eukaryota, Ciliophora, Oligohymenophorea, Peniculida, Parameciidae. The transcript has a single exon.